GGCCGCGCCGCCAUUUUGGGUGUCAGCGCUGGGCGCGGAGCGGGCGCCCCGGGGGGGUGCGGGGCGAGAGCGGCCUGCGGGCGGGCGGGCGGCCCCCAUGGCCGGGCAGUUCGACUCCGAGGACCGGGCGAGCUGGUACUGGGGGCGGCUGAGCCGGGCCGAGGCGGUGUCGAUGCUGCAGGGGCAGCGCCACGGGACCUUCCUGGUGCGCGACUCGGGCACCAUCCCCGGCGACUUCGUGCUCUCGGUGUCCGAGAGCUCCCGCGUCUCGCACUACAUCGUCAACAGCCUGGGGCCGGCGGGAGGCCGGCGGGCCGGCGGCGAGGGCCCCGGGGCCCCGGGGUUGAAUCCCACCAGAUUUCGAAUAGGUGACCAAGAGUUUGAUUCUUUGCCAUCUUUGCUGGAAUUCUACAAAAUACACUAUUUGGACACUACAACCUUGAUAGAACCAGUUUCCCGAUCCAGGCAGAAUAGUGGUGUUAUCCUCAGGCAGGAGGAAGCUGAGUAUGUGCGAGCUCUCUUUGACUUUAAUGGCAACGAUGAGGAAGACCUUCCAUUUAAGAAAGGAGACAUACUGAGAAUCCGGGAUAAACCUGAAGAGCAGUGGUGGAAUGCAGAAGACAGCGAAGGAAAGAGGGGAAUGAUACCUGUUCCUUACGUCGAGAAGUAUAGACCUUCCUCUGCUUCAGUAUCUGCUGUCAUUGGAGGUAACCAGGAUAGUUCCCACCCACAACCACUGGGUGGGCCGGAGCCAGGGCCCUAUGCCCAGCCCAGCAUCAACACUCCGCUCCCUAACCUCCAGAAUGGCCCUAUUUAUGCCCGGGUUAUCCAGAAGCGAGUCCCUAAUGCCUACGACAAGACAGCCUUGGCUUUGGAGCAGAACUCUGCCAUUUUGACCUCACCAAAGAGGAGUACUUGGAGUAAAACCACAGCAGACAGAAGUCUUCACAUGAACCUUCAGUUUUGCUUUGAAGCAUAUGGGAUACGUUUAGUCGGUGAGCUGGUGAAGGUCACAAAGAUUAACGUGAAUGGUCAGUGGGAAGGAGAAUGUAAUGGCAGACGUGGUCACUUCCCAUUCACACAUGUCCGUCUGCUGGAUCAACAGAAUCCUGACGAGGACUUCAGCUGAGUGUGGCUCAACAGUUGCUCUUACAGAUGGGAACAAUUUCAACUUGUUUUUAUUGCAGAUGCCAUCAAGACUGUGUUCCGACAGAAGCUGAAAGCAGUAUGGCUUGUACAAGCAUUCUGAUAACCUGCAAACCCCUGGGACUGAGCACCACCAUUCCUUAAUCAAGGGUCAUGUAAUUCAGGGUACGACAGUAGAUAACUUCUGUGUCAAGUGGCAGAACUAGUAGAUGAUUAUAGGUUGUAAUGCCUGCUUAUGUCCAUGGGCACAGCAGACUGGACCUUGCCAGCAGCAGCAGUUGGAGAAAGCAGUAAUGUAGCUGUUACAAUAACACUUCUAGCUCUCUCCCGUCCUAUUGCUUAUGUUGCUUCUUCCUCAGGCAAUGAACAUCAACCUUAGACAAUUCAAUAUAUAAUAAGACAUUUCACAGUUUUAUCCUGGAGCUUUCUCCAUUAUUUUUUUUUUUUCCCCAUCCUGAAUACUCUGUCCUAGAAAGGCUCUAUCAUACUUGGUGUGGUCAGUAACUGUGCUCAGUGCAGAUCUGGGCAGAGCCCCCUGGGACAGCCUGAUGAUUUACAGGUGUUACCAUGGUCAUGGUAAAUGGCAGAUCAAAUCAACCUUAGAAUUCUAGAAGUUUGUGGACACUAGAUUGAUUUCUUCAGUACUGUUGAUGCUUCAAACAUAGCAGCUGAUUUUAAAUUAAAAUUUCUAUUAACACACCAAUAUAUAUUUUUUUUUUAAUCCACAAGUGUAAGGUUUAUGGAAGUGUAAACAUUCAUAUCAGUGCUGAAAAAUACGUGCAUAGCACUUUAAUGCAUAGCUUUAAAGCAGUGUUUGAUUCACUAAAUAUACUAAAAUAUUGACAUUGCUUUCCAAUAAAAUUAAACUAUAUAGGGCCAGUUUUUCUAGAAUUCUUCAACACUCCUGUUGUACAGUGCAGAUCAGUGUCAAACAUGGUGAACUGACAAACCAAAUAUUACUUUUUAAGUUACUCUGGAGACUCUCCUGAUUUAAUUCCCAUCUGUAAAAUACUUGAUAGUGAAUUCACGAGGAUUUUAUUUUUAAUAAACUAAUGGAAAAUACUUGUGUGCUUCUGGAUUGAUUCUCAAAAGGCAUAAGACAGUAACUAUGGCUUCAUAGCUCAUAAUGCAAAUCAGUGCAUUGAGUAGCUGGUAGGAUGCACUGCUUGAUUAUUUUUUUUUUCCUGUUCUUCUAAUCAUCUGGUUUUCUCUAACAUAAAAUCAGAAUGGAUUCAGUAAGUUUUGUAAACUGAAAUUAAACACUGAAGUAACUAUCCCUUGCUUGUACUUGGGAUUGUUUUCCAAACACAGCAUUCUAGUGACCAAACUUAAAUAAAUUUUGUAACUUUAACUACAGCGUGAGCCACACAGAGCAGUUCUCCUGAAUAGGAUCAAGCUGAAAAUGCUGUUUGGGUUGAUACAAACCACGUGAGUAGAAUGGCUCGUUGGUUGUUAAUGCUGCCAGAGCCAGUUGCCACUGCAGAGGCUGUUGGUACAAGGCACCAACCCGUACAACAAUACUGGGAACACUUUACCUCAGAACUGUGUAACAUGCUGGAAAUUAGAAUAUUUCUGUUAUAUUUAAGUACUAGUUGUUUUACUUCAAAACUAAUCCAUCAGCAAGACUAAUUUUCAGGUAAUGGGCACUCAUUAAUUCUAUAGACUAACACCAAUGUACAUAAUCAUACUUUUUCAUCACCAAUCUCAUAAGAACUACUGAGAGUAUAAAAUUUACUCAUGAGGAAACAAAAUUGAGAAGCUAACUCUAGGUUCUGUAACACAUUGGUUUCUUUAAGGCUAAUUUGUAUUUUUCCUCUGACCUUGAUAUUUACAAUGACUGAUUUUUCUUUUCAAAAGCUGCACUCUAAAUAACAGACUGAUAACUGAUUAACUGAGUUGAUCAGUUGCCCUUAUAUGCUUAUAUUUUUCUUCAGGUAUUGUACAAGAAACAUUACAAACUGUGUGUUUUUAGAGUAACACAGUGUCUUCUGAAGUAUUUUUUUCCAAUUGCAGUUAAUGAAAGCCUGUACGUUUGUAACUGUCCAAUCAGCAAUUAUUUUAAGAUACCAAAAUAACUUUUUUCUGAAAAUAAAAAUUUUAUUAUGCAAGUCUUGCCUUUUUAAUACGAAAGACAAAGUGAAUUAACUAGCAAAUACCCUGCAAACUUUGUAGAUGUGUUUUUGUUAAGACUGUAUAAAUUGAGAAUAUUUGUACACUUGAAAAACAACUAGAGGAGUCUUAAUAGCUGCUGUUGCACUAGAAUCCUAAGUUCUUGUCAAGCAGUUUUUCUUAGUCAACUGAUGUAUUAAUGCAACUGUUUUCCACUAUUCAGUUCUAAGCCAAAAUGUGAUUUUGUUUGAUAGGUGUUAGAAAUGAGUAUGUUUGCAUUUGGACAAAGUAGACAUUUCAACUUACCAGGCUCUUAAAGGAAAAUAGGUAGAAGGAACAUGUAGAUUAAAUCCUUUUGUGGCCUUUGUUCAUCCUCUUCUAUAUGUUCCCUUCCUUCUCCCUAAUGCGUGCAAAAAAAUCAUUGCUAAGAACGUUGGUCACAAUCUUUUGUCUCUACUUGGCUGUGUUUUGGUCUCUUGUGCAUAGGCAGGUGUUAGAACUAGAAUAAUCAUUUCUAGAAAUACACCGUGAAAGCAGAAUGCUCAACUACACUGUGUUCUUCUGGUGCAUUUACACAAUUAUAUCACACUAAAAAGUACAACUGGCUGCUAUGGUUUUUUUAAUAUAUAUUUAAUUUUGGUAAACCCCAGCCUUUUUACUAAUAUUUGACCUGGUUAAAUCUUGUUAAUCUGUUUGAAUUGUAUUUGUUAAUAAUGCAAAUAUUUCUAAUCAUGUUAAGAGUAAAAACACUUCAUUUUUGUUAAUGGUUUUGGGGAAGGAUUCUAACCAAACCAGUUUGAAGAAAAAUAUGAACAUGUGCCAUUGUAUUAUAACACUAUCCACUUUCUUGACAGUUAAAGUCUUUUUUUUUUAUUUUUUUGUAGCAUGUAAUGUAUAUGUUCAUAGUACGUGAAGUAAAUAAAAGUAUAGCCAAAA
Apus apus (common swift) is the source of this 4191-nucleotide messenger RNA. It is a transcript of the gene CRK, whose product is annotated as CRK proto-oncogene, adaptor protein. The transcript is spliced from 4 exons. Gene Ontology annotation, molecular function: protein binding. The record is from RefSeq and is a predicted model, not a curated record. Lineage: Eukaryota; Metazoa; Chordata; Aves; Apodiformes; Apodidae. Bases 98 to 1129 code for a protein of 343 amino acids.